Messenger RNA from Saxophila tyrrhenica, 1122 nucleotides. RefSeq lists its product as uncharacterized. The coding region runs from base 1 to 1122 and encodes 373 amino acids. Gene Ontology annotation, biological process: transcription by RNA polymerase II; transcription initiation at RNA polymerase II promoter. The record is from RefSeq and is a predicted model, not a curated record. Lineage: Eukaryota; Fungi; Ascomycota; Dothideomycetes; Mycosphaerellales; Extremaceae. The transcript has a single exon. Gene Ontology annotation, cellular component: transcription factor TFIIF complex.
AUGGCCGACACCACCAUUAAGCCAGAGAUCAAGUUGGAUCCCGCAACGGCCAGGUCGCCAGCAGCCCUGUCCAACAUCGAAGAGUUCGAAGACGAUGUCGACCUCACGAUACCUCCACUACCAGAAGAGGGCGGGAAGCAAGCCUGGCUGGUGAAGACCCCGGACUACAUCUGGAAAGCUUGGAGCGAGAUCUACCGGAACCAUGCCGAUGAUACGCCCAUCGAGAUCGGCAAGAUGCGUGUCUACGAUGCGAAAGAGCCAGGCGGCGAGCAGCGGACCCAGAUCAGACUCAUCAAGAACAUUGAGCAACAUCGCGAACUCCCACUGAUCUACGACCUUGACAUCCAUCAUUCGGGUUAUAGCAACACCGUCGUCUUCUCCGAGAAAGACCUCCCAGGCCACAGCAUGGGUCCCGCCAGUCGCAGCCGCCGCAGGCCAGCUACCGGCCUCAAGCCUGGCGGCAUGCAGUCCAAGAACGAGCGUUACGGCAACAAGCCCGGCUCAUAUCGCACCUCCAUACCAAAGCAGACCGGACUUGCACCCAUCAUCCAUCAUGUUGCAGACGCCCACCCAUUCGAAGACGAGACCUACUACGCACACUUCAAGAAGCAAUACGACCAGGCCACCAAACCGAAAGCGACAGUUGCCUACGAGCGCGGCAUCAAUCGCAGCCUCCACCCUGGCACGAACCCCAAAAACGCCUUUACGUCCUUCUCGCUCACCUCGAAGCCGAAAGACAAAAAAGGCAAACAGCGCGAAAAGGCUGUUCGUCUAUCGCAGGAAGAGCUGCUCGAUCGCCUGUACCAAUGCUUCCGGCGUUACAGGUAUUGGGGUAUGAAGGCACUCAAAAACGAGCUCAAGCAGCCGGAGGCGUUCAUCAAGCAGACGCUAGCAAGUAUUGCAGUUCUGAUCAGAGAGGGAGACUUUGCCAUGAACUAUAAACUGAAGCCUGAGUAUGAGCGUGCGGCCGAGAUCAAGCCGGAGGAUGUCAAGGAGGAAACGGCCACGAUCAAGAGCGAAGAUGAAGUGAGUGGGUUGGAAGCAGAGGAUGCCGAGAUGGACGACUAUGAUGAGGAUGACGAGGGUGACUUUGAGGAUGUGAUGAUGGAUGGGGAUCUCUGA